Messenger RNA from Tripterygium wilfordii, 2615 nucleotides. RefSeq lists its product as uncharacterized. The record is from RefSeq and is a predicted model, not a curated record. The transcript is spliced from 4 exons. The coding region runs from base 220 to 2388 and encodes 722 amino acids. NCBI's taxonomy places the organism in Eukaryota, Viridiplantae, Streptophyta, Magnoliopsida, Celastrales, Celastraceae. Gene Ontology annotation, biological process: regulation of photomorphogenesis.
UUAUAUGACGUUUCUCCUUCUACACCACAUAAUCGCCCUUCCUUAAAAAACACAUUCCUAUGUACAUACAGGAACAUAUCCACUUCUUGUUCGCUGGAUCUGGGAAUUUGAAGGUCGCCGUGUAGGUCUGUAUGCGCCUCCAAGUUGUUGCCAGGUUGAUUUAGAUGGACCUUUGAAGUUUCCUUGUUCGUAUUGGUAGUUUGGUGGAUCCUUUUUAUAAUGUGGAAGCACAUUUUGCAGUCGAGCAACAAGAGUGAUGACAUGACUGGAAAGCCACUGCAUCCUAACAAAUCUGUUUGGAUGGCUCAUUGGACAAGUACAAAGUGUAAGUCAGCAACCCCAGCACAUCAACAGCUGCUUCAUUACGAGCCCAAGGGAGAUGAUCAUAAGACCAUGAGUUGCCCUUUAUCAACUAGGUCAGAGGUAUCGACAGAUAGUUCUAUACAUGCUUUAGAUUUUAAAGAAUUAGUUAAGGUCAAAACAAAUAAUGAUACGGAUGAUAGCUUGAUAAUAAGUUCAAAGAAGUCGAGGACUGAAAUAUUUAAGCCCUUUCCAAUGUUCAAUGUCUCCAAAGAUGGUAGGUUGGAUGUGAAAAGUGAUCAAACCACUUUACACCAUCAAAGAGUUGUUAGGUUAAGCAAUAGUCCUGACUCUGGAUUCAUUAGUUCUCUGGGUGGAACUGAGGAAAAAUUUUCUUCACAGCCUGUAUGUGCUCCUCAUGAAACUGGUCCUUCAUCAAGAGGGUGCGAUUUUCAGUCUGAAGGUAGAAGAUACCCGGAGCAGUGGUUUAUACCUGUUAAGACUCUUGGAAAAGACAGCUCAGCAGCUUCAUCAUCUUGCCACAAUGAUUUUACGCGGUCCGCUACUAAAAUUGUGCCACAUGGAAUAAACAGAAGUGGGACUUCUGUGAAGUCUUUGUUGCAUGGGGAAGAAGAAAUUAAUCAGUCAAGCUCUGUCGUAGCAUCAAAAGAACGCUUUAGAAAUAGUGAUUAUAACAGGCAUUCUUCUCCUUUUGCUGAAGAGAAGCAAAUUCAUAACGAACCAACUCUGUUAGUGUGUAAUCCCUCGUCAAGCAAUAAUGAGGUACAAGAUUUCCUUGGUAAACAACGUCAGAAUAGGACAAAUGAUUAUGGGUUUGGAUUGUUUCCAAGCGGAAGCAAUUCACCAGAGGAGACUGAAUCAGAAAAUUUGUAUCACCGAUGUUACUCAGUACCAAGAUUUCCAUGUUCUGUUCAUGACGUGGAAACUAUGAGAAUACGUACAGCUAUAGAUUCUAUGGAAGAAUCAUCCACAGGUCCUCCCCUUUAUUCUCAGACUACUCAAAAGACUGAUGCAAAAGUGUCUGACGGAAGUCAAAUGUUCAGGGAGUCAAGGGUAUCUACCAAAUAUAAAGGAAAAAUGGUCGGUGAGCUACUCAGUUUAUCUCCGGAUUUCAAUUUCCAUUUUCUUCGAGGAGUGAAACUACACGCUUUACAUAGCUGCACACAAAUUGAACGAAAAGGUAAUAUUGGAGGUGUUGAAACUUCUGCUGUUCAAAUAAGGAGCGAAUCAUCAGCUGAAACUGAUACUAUGGACAUGAACCCUUUCCGAGAGAACCAUGUUUCUGGCAUGACUUCGUCUUUGUCAACUAAGGGUGUACUCCAAAAGUCACCAAAAGCACAAGCUGCUACAGCUUCAGCUGGAGAAGAAAUUGAAGAUAGGCUACUGAAUGCAAAAUUACCUGAUAUGAACCCAGAACCUCCAGCACUUGCAGGUGUUGCAAGCUUGUCAAAUGACAGGGACACAAGCACCUCUAGAACCCAGAGUUUGAAUAUGGAGCACCUCUUUUCACAUGCUGAACGACGUACAAAUUCAAAAUCCAGUGCUUACCACGAUGGAUUGGGGCCAGAGCCAAGCAGCAGAUGGGUUAAACGCCUCAAGUCGAGUGCUUGUGGUUCUUUUGAUUACGGAACAAAGAGCUUGAAAAUGGAAGAAGCCUUUCCCCAAGAAAAAGUUCAUAACCUCUUUGGCAAAAUGUCGGAACGUAGAAUAGCUAGUCCAGACCCACAGAUGGGCAAAUGUCGUGGGAAACAGCCGAUGUUGUUAGAUAAGACAGUAGUGCCAUUAAGAAACUCUGGGUCCUCUUCUAAUGACUUAGUGGGGGAAAGUAAUAUAACACUCUCACAUCCUUGGAUCCGGAGGUGGUGUCGUCGUCAAGCUACAUCUCCACAGGCCAAGGCUGAAGCUCCUGUGAUUUGUGAGCCACAACGAUCAAAUGCCGUUGCCUUUGAGUAUAAAAAGCAGCAGUGUCCUAGCGUUGCUGCUAAGGCUCUGAUGGGAAGAACCAUGACUCGUUUUCAGCCAUGCAAAUUUAUCAAUAAGGGUCCUAUAUUAUUUUGGAAUAGUUAAGGAUUUUCAAAUCUCCCUGGGCAUAUGUUGGAUGAAACUCAGCCUAGUAAUCUGCUAGAUCAGCCAGUUCUCAUCAGUUGACAGGAGGAAAAGCUGCUUUGGCGAUUUUGUCUCAUGUUGAUCAGAUUUCUUUACAGUGUGAAAUGUUGGUUUGCUAUGUAUUCUGGCCUGAAUUUUUAUCUCAAAACUUUUUUUUUUUCCCUUGAAGAAAAUAUAUUUUUGAUACA